UUGUCAGAAAAAAUUUUUCAAUCUGAUUACAACUGUUCACCAUAUCUAUUCGGCUCCAGUAAGAUCAUGGCUCCCUCAAUAAUUGAACUCAAACUUGCCACCAUUGGCGGAGCGCUCAAGGCAACAGGACUAUUGUUUGCCAAAAAAAUAUCUGUAUUGAAUGGUUUCAAGCCCUCGAAAGAAGUCCUGAUCAGCGUGGGCGCCACCACCACAGUCGCCUUCAUCUUGUUUGGACUGAUUAGAAUAAACGGCAUCAAGCGGGGUCGCGGCAGACGCGGUCAAGGCCGCGGUGUAGCUGUUGUUGAUGUCCCCCGACCCGAUGAAACUGGAAAUGAACAAGUGGACAAGUCAGAUGAGGCCGCUGCUCCCGGGAUAGAACCGUCAGAUGAUAAUCAACUAGAUGAUCAAGUAGAGUACGAUGUACAAGCUUCUGGAGACGGUAUCAUGCAUCAGAACGUCGCAACUGCUAUCAUGUUCUACCCCCACGGGGCAAGGCCUAACAACCGGAAUAUGCACAACAUCUUUGAACAUUACAAUAACCAGGGAGUUCGCCACCUGAACAUUACCUCUUUGCCACGUUAGAUGAGGUUUUAUGAGGUGGCGAGCCGGUGGGCGGUUCUCCUAGAGGGCAGUGCAGUUGCCACCGCUCACCUUAAGUUUUUAUCGAAAUCGAAUCUGUAAUCAACCUGUAAAAAACGUUGAAUCCAAAAUAAAUUCUGCACAAUGUGAA
Messenger RNA from Drosophila persimilis, 730 nucleotides. RefSeq lists its product as uncharacterized. Lineage: Eukaryota; Metazoa; Arthropoda; Insecta; Diptera; Drosophilidae. The transcript is spliced from 2 exons. The record is from RefSeq and is a predicted model, not a curated record. The coding region runs from base 67 to 582 and encodes 171 amino acids.